Molecule: messenger RNA, 1791 nt
Organism: Colletotrichum fioriniae
Lineage: Eukaryota; Fungi; Ascomycota; Sordariomycetes; Glomerellales; Glomerellaceae
Gene: BBP1
Product: Branchpoint-bridging protein
Biological process (GO): regulation of mRNA splicing, via spliceosome
Cellular component (GO): nucleus
Molecular function (GO): mRNA binding; zinc ion binding
Source: RefSeq, a predicted model, not a curated record
AUGUCGUGGAGAAACCAGGGAAUCACGGGUUCCAACAACAUCCCGUUGGGGAAGCGCCGGUUCGGCGGCGAUGAUGGUGGUGAAGAGGAGUUCCAGGAAGCUCCCCCAAGCAAUGGCAACGGAGAGCUGAAGCGCGGUCGCAGCCCAGAGCCUCGCACCGAUGCCGAUGGCCCACGCCGCAGAAAGAAGAGAAACCGUUGGGGCGACGCGUCCGAAAACAAGGCUGCCGGAUUGAUGGGCUUGACGACGGCCAUCACGGCGAACAUGACCGGCGAGCAGUUGGAGGCUUACACCCUUCAUCUCCGUAUUACGGAAAUUAGCCAGAAGCUUCGCAUCGACGACGUCGUUCCCGCGGAUGGAGACAGAUCACCCUCUCCUGCUCCUCAGUACGAUAACCAUGGUCGCCGUAUCAACACGCGCGAGUACCGAUACCGCAAGCGCCUCGAAGACGAGCGCCACAAACUCAUCGAAAAGGCCAUGAAGACCAUCCCUAACUACCACCCGCCACAGGACUACCGCAGGCCCACCAAGACCCAAGAGAAGGUCUAUGUGCCUGUUAACGAUUACCCAGAAAUUAACUUCAUCGGCUUACUUAUCGGACCCCGUGGCAACACUUUGAAGAAGAUGGAGGGAGAAUCUGGCGCCAAGAUUGCCAUUCGCGGCAAGGGCUCAGUCAAGGAGGGCAAGGGUCGUUCGGACGCAGCUCACGCCAGCAACCAGGAGGAGGACCUUCACUGUCUCAUUAUGGCCGAUACAGAGGAGAAGGUCAACAAGGCCAAGAAACUCAUCCACAACGUCAUUGAAACCGCCGCGUCCAUUCCCGAAGGACAAAAUGAGCUCAAGCGCAACCAGCUUCGCGAGCUUGCUGCCCUCAACGGUACCCUCCGUGACGACGAGAACCAGGCCUGCCAGAACUGCGGCCAGAUCGGCCAUCGCAAGUACGACUGCCCCGAGCGCCAGAAUUACACUGCCAGCAUCAUCUGCCGCGUCUGUGGCAACGCCGGACACAUGGCUAGAGAUUGUCCCGAUAGACAGAAGGGAGCCAGCUGGCGCAAUGACGGUGCCGGCAGAGCUGGCUCGGCUGGCCGUAUUGAAGGCGGAGACGCGGUCGACCGCGAGUACGAGCAACUUAUGCAAGAACUCGGCGGCGGCUCAGCCGGUGGCGCUGCACCUGCACGUAUCGAAGCCGGCCCUGGUUCCUACAAUAACAACGGACCCAGCGGCGGUGAUGCGAAGCCCUGGCAGCGUGGUCCCACCGGCGGUCCUGCUCCUUGGCGCAGCCGUAACAACGACUCGCGUGAUGAUCGCGAUCGUGGUGACCGCGACCGUGACGGUGGCGGUGGCGGCGGCGGCGGCGGCGGCGGUCCUGCUCCUUGGGCCCGUGAUCGUAACCGUCGCGAUGACCAUGGAGGUGGCCACAAUGGCGGCCACGGCGGCUACGGCGGUGGUGAUCACUAUGGCGGCGGCGGCCAAGGUGGUUACGGUGGUCAAUCUGCUGGCGCUGCUCCCGGUGCCGCUCCUUGGCAUCAGCCUCCCGGAACCCAGAACGGGUACGGCGGUUACGGUGGAUACCCGGGAUACGGUGCUCCUCCCGGCAUGGCUGCACCGCCAUCUGGUGUCCCUCCCCCGCCUCCUGGUGCUCCUGGUCUUGGAGCUCCUCCAGGUCUGGCUGGUGGCCUCAACGCACUCAUCCAGCAGUAUGCUGGAGGCGCCCCUCCCCCGCCUCCCUCGGACAAUGCUCCUCCUCCGCCUCCCAGCGACCAACCUCCCCCACCUCCCCCUGGUGCCUGA